Molecule: messenger RNA, 713 nt
Organism: Mycotypha africana
Lineage: Eukaryota; Fungi; Mucoromycota; Mucoromycetes; Mucorales; Mycotyphaceae
Exons: 3
Coding region: 77-391 (104 amino acids)
Biological process (GO): mitochondrial electron transport, NADH to ubiquinone
Source: RefSeq, a predicted model, not a curated record
CCUUGGUGUAUUUUUCUGCUUCACGGUGGACUCACUGAUCUUCUCUCUGUAAUAGACAGACUUACACUACUUCAUAAUGUCAACCCCAAACGCCGUUGCACAUCGCUUGCAAAUUCAAUCACUUUAUAAACGCUCUUUAAAGCUUUCGUUGGAUUGGUAUAUACAACGUGACAUAUGGCGUCAAAAGGCUUUACAGAUCAGACAUCAAUUUGAGCAGAACAGAAAUGUCACAAAUCCUAAAGAAAUUCAAGCUUUGAUUAAGAAAGCCGAGAAGGAGUUGGAAGACUGGGAUCACCCCACACCAUAUACCAUUCCUACGGCUCCUGAAGGUACCAAGUGGGAACGUAACUUACCCCCCAUCAUGUUUGAUAAAACGGAACACCAUCACUAAGGCAGAAGAAAGCCAAAAAAAGUCAAUGAGCCAUUAACAAUAAAAACCAACCUACAUGAAUCGUCAUAUAUCCACGCUUUAGUUAUAAAAAAACCCACAGCUGUAGAAUAAAAGUAUUACUUCCCGAAAGAAGCUGAAAUAUACUUCAAUGAUAUAUUUGCCCAAGUUUGAGGGGCAUGAACAGAUAGUAUAUAUCUGAGAUUAAUGUAUUAUGACCAUGGCAGCAGUCUCACGGAACUGUUUUAAGAGAGCAGAAAAUCUUAAAAUCCGGGGAGAAAAAAAUAAACACAGCACAGCAAUCAUGAAUUAUUUUUCCUUUAAA